AUGGCCGCCGUGAAGUACCUCAUAAAGGUGGAAGUUCACGAGGUGAAGGAGGUGGUCUUCAAGGAUCCGAGUUCCGAGGUUGACAUCAUCCCCAACCUGUACUGCCUGGUGACGGUUGGCAACACGCAGUACUCUACGAUACAGAAGAACCAGGCGUCUAACGCGGUUUUCAACGCUUCCUUCAACUUCACUCUUGACCUGACGCCCACUGAGCUGAGCAGAACUCGGAUUAUUGUAUCCCUCCACCACAAAUAUCGCAUACAGAGUGCGCUCAUCGGAUUGCAUGCGUUCGGGCUGCAUUACAUUUACUCGAAGCAGCAGCACUGCAUUCAUCGUUCCUGGGCGAGAGUCCUCUGCCCUGACUUCCCGGGUCACAACGCGGGGUUGUUGCUGACUUCUGUGGGUGUCUUUGGACCGGGAGAUAAUGUGCCGUUGUUCAAGGAGGGUGUGGGAGGCACCCGCCCUACGGGUGCCAUCAUUGCCGCUGCGGACGUCGGGCAGGGCGGCGCUCGCAAUCUGCGUUCGCCCGAAAUAGCGUCGAAGUUCUACGUCCUGAACCUCAACGUCAUAUGCGGCCGCGAUUUCAUGUCGCGGGGCUCUCUCUUAUCGACAUGCUUGGAGCCCUUCGUGAGAGUUUGUCACGGUGGACUCCAGGUCCAGACCCCCGUGAUAAAGGACAACCCAAACCCCGAGUGGCAGUCGACGCUUUACAUGCCCUGUUUAACGCCCUCUUUCGACGACCUGUUGACGGUGGAGAUAUGGAAUGGGGAGUCUAACAGUGUGCUGCUCCACUGCGAGUCCAUUGACGUGAAGUACCUCUUCAACAAUGACUACCCUCCGAGAUGGGUCAACAUAUACUGCAAUAACGCAUCAACGUCAGGGCUACUCGAUUUAGUGAAGACGUACGUGGUUGGCUCCAACGAAUGUCUGACUGAUUAUGGUGGACGCGUUUUGAUCAGCGCAUCGGCUACGCAGGUCCAGGUGCCGCCUGUGGUGGGCAUCAAGCCCUUCAAGCAGAUUUCCGCGCCUCCGACUCAGAAGCGCAUCGUGUGGAUUGACAUCUAUGAGGUGGUGCCUCUUGCCAACUCGACGGUGCCAAUAGAGGUGGUUGUCUGUUUGGGCCCCUACUCCGUGCGGACCGCGGUGUUGAGACUGGGCGCAAAUGGCACCUACAAAGUGGACGACACUGUAGGCAGAUUGGCGCCCAUGGAGCCUCUUGUGUCAGGUUUGAAUUCGUCCCGUAGUCGUCAGUUUUUCGUAGGUAGCAACGACUCCGACUUCUGGGAUUUCUUCGUUUACGUUAACGACCGUUCGGAAUGGGGAAUCACGGAACAACCGCGAGUGGCCUGGAAACGCAUAUCGUACGACCUAAUUCGGCGUUCACAGGGAAAACCGAUGUGGUUUUUGAUGCCAAGCGUGGCUGACCCGCGCAUUGAUGCCUUCAACAUGCUUAUGUCCAUUGAGGUGAUUGGUGACGAAGUCGAGCAACGCCCAGGUCGAUUCGAAUACACGUUGUCCAAGUACGUGUUUCGGGCGAUGAUAUACGAGGCAUUGAAUAUCCCGUGCCUUGGCAUGGCGGGGUUCCCAGAUUCCUUCGUGGAGAUAGAGCUCGGUGGGUUCCACAUCCGAACCCAGGUGGCCAGAGGCACCUUGUGCCCCUCGUUUUACGAGGCUACGGAGGUGGAGGUUUUGCUUCCUUCCAACCUCGUGCUGGCGCCCGAUGUGACCAUCAACAUUUACGCUGAGCCAACGUCGAUGUUUGCUUCGCGCGAGCUGUUGUGUAACGGCCACUUCAGUCUCACGAAGGUUCCCAAGGAGUGGCGCAAGGCGCCUCAGUGGGUCCAGCUGAAGUCCACAAAGAACGAUCUGCAUCACCCCUGUGUGCUAGUUGCGUUUGAGUUGGUCCCGACUGACAUUUUAUUGAAGGAUCCGGACCUGUACCCGUUUUUCGACGACAUUCGCCCGUCCAAAAUCGCGUCACUGGUCUCGUUGCUUCUCAUCGGAGUGCGCGCCUUUAGACCGCUCAAUCGGCCUCGCGUGUUGAUCCGUUUCGGAAGCCGUGACAACCCGAUCUACAAGUCCUCCAGUGGCAACCCCGUUUCCGGUUCCGAGGGGAACUGGAACUACCUGACUACUCACAGCCUCAUGGUUGACCUCCCGAAACGCAUGCAGCACCACUGCUACAUCGAGUUUGUGGUCAUCACCGGCGACAAUGAGUGCUUCGGCGUGACGUACGUUAGCCUCAACGCGUUUCUGCCGUGGCUAACACACGAGGAGCGCCUUCACUCCAAGGAUAUCUUCAAGAUGCAGGUGCUCGAAGAUUUUCUGUCGACCGGGGAGCAGACCCACAUCGAUGAAUCGAAGAACGAGAGCGGCUCCUCGAAGUCGGUUGUGCGGGAAGACAUCGAAUCGCAGAACGUGAAGAUCUACGAAACCUUCGAUUUUGUCUCGCUGCAGCGCGCCGGCGAGUCGCGUGACGGCGAGGAGUUCCGCAACGACUUCGACAUCGCCGUGGUGGAGGAUGACGAACCCGACGAUUUGCAGCGUGACGAGAUCCCCUACGAGAUGGAAUGUGAUUUCGCGCUGGAGGACCUUCCCUAUAUGAAGGCCCCGAUUGUGCAGUGCACCCCAGCGGGCGUGCCGGAAACUGUGGGCGUCCUCAAAUACAUGUGCAGCGUGGAUGCCAACGACAACAAGGACGUCCGCCGGGAGGCCGCUGCGAAGAUGGCCGAGCGCCGUCAGAAGUUGGUUGACCUGUACGCCAAGGCAAAAGAGCUCGUUGUGCGCCUCUACGUGCUCCAGGCCAAGGGGCUCUACACGAGCAGCGGCCAUAGCAACAUCCCGACGUAUCUGUGGGUCCGGAAUUCCGAUGGAGAGCAGAAAUCGUCGCUGAGCUACCCCCAGAACAUACGAGAUACCACCAUCCGCGCUCAGGGUGUGAAACCGGUGUUUAACGUCUGUUUCAACUUGGGUUGCGCCUUACCCGAAAACUCAAUUCUCAAAAUCAGCGUCGUAGAGCAGGGGACCAUCCAGGAUGAGGUGAUCGGCACCACCUUUGUGGACUGCGAAGAUCGCUUCCUGAACCAGAAGAUGCAGCAGCUCAUGGUGCAAGAUAUUGUGCCCAUAGAGCUCCGCACUUUGAAAAACGAGGACUCCACGGUUUCUCACGGAACGCUGCGUUGCUGGAUUGAGAUGAUGGACCUGGAUACUGCGCAGACGAAACCCAUCCGCACGCUGGGUGGCAUGGAGCAGUCGGACUACGAACUCCGUGUUGUUAUAUGGGACCUGCGUGGUGUUCCUCUGGAUGGGAACUCGGCACUGUCGCUAUUCGUUCGUGGCACAUACCAGGUCGAGGAGGGUGAGGACCUCGUUGAGGAAACUGACACGCAUUACAAUAGUCGCGACGGAACCGCCGUCUUCAACUGGCGGUUCAAGUAUCCGAUUCGGAUACCCAGCGACUAUUCGUUACUGAAACUCCAGAUUUGUUCUUCGAACUUGUUGGGUGGCAACGAGCUGAUAGGGGAGAGCGCAAUUGACCUGCGUCAGGACUACUCAAGAAUCCGGAAGAAGGUUGGUCCGUACCACUGCAAGAAGUUUUGGCUGGACUGCCUGCACCCGUCUUUCGGAUCCCAGUCGAGGGGGCAAAUAGGGAUUGAGUUUUCGGUGCUGUCGGAUUCGGAGGCCAAGCUGUUCGCGGUUGGCAAGGGGCGCGAGGCGCCUAACAAGGACCCCUUCCUGCCAAACGUGCUGGAGAACCGCACGUACCUGGACUGGCAAGAAAUAAAGGCAACCAUAAACAACGCAUCGGGGGCAAUUAUGUCAGGGUUGAAGUGGACCGGGAUGUUCAUCACGAUUGCCUUUGUUUUCGCAUCUCUGUUGCUCAUUUUGGUCGCCAUCAAAUGA
Babesia bigemina is the source of this 3903-nucleotide messenger RNA. RefSeq names its product C2 domain containing protein, putative. The record is from RefSeq and is a predicted model, not a curated record. Gene Ontology annotation, biological process: plasma membrane organization. The coding region runs from base 1 to 3903 and encodes 1300 amino acids. Lineage: Eukaryota; Apicomplexa; Aconoidasida; Piroplasmida; Babesiidae. The transcript has 2 exons.